Clavispora lusitaniae ATCC 42720 is the source of this 423-nucleotide messenger RNA. RefSeq lists its product as uncharacterized. Gene Ontology annotation, cellular component: mitochondrion. The record is from RefSeq and is a predicted model, not a curated record. Gene Ontology annotation, biological process: mitochondrial respirasome assembly. Lineage: Eukaryota; Fungi; Ascomycota; Pichiomycetes; Serinales; Metschnikowiaceae.
AUGAACACGCUUCAAAAAAUCGCCUAUAGAAGCAAGCAACAACCGCUAGUUCCACUUGGAACCCUUUUGACAACUGCCGCCGUGGUUCUUGCGGCAAAGUCUCUCAAGCAAGGAAGGAAAAAGGAUACGCAACGCUAUUUCAGAUACAGAGUUGGCUUUCAGGCGUUCACCUUGGUGGCCUUGGUUAUUGGUGGAAUGUACUACCAAAAGGAAUCAGCAGAACAGAAACAGACACGUGAAGAUAAAUUAAGAGAGAAGGCAAAAUUAAGGGAACAAUUGUGGAUUGAAGAAUUAGAGCGUAGAGAUCAGCUCAUCAAGGCCAGAAAGCAAAGAUUGGAGGAAUCUAAGAAAGAGUUGAUGAAAGUGGCACAAGAAGGCUUCGAGCAGGAGAGAGAAAGAGAGUUAAAGAAAGAGGAUAAAUAG